AUGAAAAUCCUUGUGAUAUUUCUGGUGGUGUUGGCCAUCUUUGGGACACAUGGAAAUGAGGUUUAUAACAUCAUCAGCCCAACCAAUGAUGGUGGCCAAGUUCAGGAGACAAUGACAAUUGACAACGAAAAAAAUACUGCCAUCAUUAACAUCCAUGAAGGAUCAUUGUCCUCUACCACGAUUUUUGACUACAAACAUGGCUACAUCGCGACCAGGGUACUCUGCCGAAGGGCCUGCUACAUCCUGAAGAUGAACCAUCAAGCCAUCCCUGCUCUGGACCAACUCAAACGGUACAUCUUCGAGAGGCAGACUCUGAACAACAUGCUCUCCAGCAAAUACAUCUGGGUCAGGUACAACCCACUGCAGUCUCUGAUCACAGAUGUGAGCUGGUUCCUGUUUGGCUCGCCCAUCAAGCACCUCUGUGAACAUGUCCCCUUGUAUAAGGGAGAAGUGGUUGAAAAGACACAUUAUGACAGUGCUAAAGGCUGUGCCAAGGCUGGGCUCCGGAACAUCUUUGACAUUUCCAUCUGCGCAGACCUUCACAUUUAAGGCAUCAGCCCACGGUCUCAUCUUUUCAAAGAAAUACGCCAUUGAUUUCUAGUCCACAGCCAACUUCAUUUCUUUCU
Molecule: messenger RNA, 626 nt
Organism: Camelus dromedarius (Arabian camel)
Lineage: Eukaryota; Metazoa; Chordata; Mammalia; Artiodactyla; Camelidae
Gene: GKN2
Product: gastrokine 2
Exons: 6
Coding region: 1-549 (182 amino acids)
Biological process (GO): regulation of cell population proliferation
Source: RefSeq, a predicted model, not a curated record